AUGGAGAGAGUGAACCCGCCCUUUGUCUCAGCACCUGCAGCUGUAGAACCGAAAAGUCGCGCUGCCCUUAUUGAAAGGAAAUUGGCGCUCAAUAAGUAUAUCCAGCUAGGCUUUACUUGUUUUGGUGCAGCGCAAUGUCGAAUUAGGUUGACUGAAGUCUUUCCAGAUCAAGAGUUGGAAAGGGGUGGCUCAGCAACAUUGUGGGCUACUAAACAGUCCAUUGGGCAUUUCUCAGCACAAUACUGGGUAUUGCGUCCCAGGCUUUGGAUUUCCAUUUUAGCCGACAGCUUGAUCAGAAAAUUUGUUUUUAAAAUUUCGGAAAGAGAAACCUCUGUUGACGUACUGCAAGGUAGCGUAACUCAUCCAACUACAAAUAGAUAA
Molecule: messenger RNA, 381 nt
Organism: Blepharisma stoltei
Lineage: Eukaryota; Ciliophora; Heterotrichea; Heterotrichida; Blepharismidae
Source: the annotation of a GenBank genome assembly